This is a messenger RNA of Lolium perenne, 3221 nucleotides long. RefSeq names its product F-box protein At3g22700. Lineage: Eukaryota; Viridiplantae; Streptophyta; Magnoliopsida; Poales; Poaceae. The record is from RefSeq and is a predicted model, not a curated record. Gene Ontology annotation, molecular function: protein binding.
AUAAGCGUGCGAAUCAUGCGGCCACGGCUGCUUAUUUGGGAUGCACUGGAGUGAACACGAAUCACUUGCGUGUAAGAGAGAAUCACGGUGCCAAGCUAGUGGCUACAGUGGCUAAUUUGGUCAGUACUGACAACUGAGUGAAGAAGCUCUUGCGUGUGAGAGAGUAUCACAGCGCGAAUCUUGUGGACACGGCGGCCUCUUACCUGUGCAAUAUUCCUUUGUAAGCAUCUCAUCUGUUUUAGAUAAAAAGGGGUUGUAGCCCUGCUCCAUUAAAAGCAUAACCGAAGAAGCAGCAUUAGGGUGUUACCUGCGCAAGAGUAGUUCGCAGUUUCUAGAAAGAAAAUAAACACCACUGGAGCUGAACAGCAGCUUGACCAGGGAACCUACUGGUCGAGCCAGUUGGUGUAUUCAGUCAGUGACCGGCCGGCGGCGAGCUUAGUCGGAUGAAAGCAAAUAAGCAAUACCAGGCAAUCCUCUGAUCACUGGUGCUGGGUGCACCAAAUCUGCUCUCCUGAAACUAGUGCUUUUCUCCCGUGUACGACCAAAUCUGGUUCUCUUGGAAGGAAUUCUGGAAGCGCACAUAUGUUGAACAGCACCACCAAACACACCAAAUACUUAUCUAGCAUAACCAAAUAGAAAUAGUGUACUUGCUAGCAGAAUGGAAAUCCAAUGCCCUAAGUUGUUUUAUAUGUGUAUCUGUAAUCCUCUAUAGUGUACCAAUUUUGAACAUUGAAUCUACAUUUCUUUCUCUAUCAUCGUGGCACCCUAAAAUUGAUAUACCAACAAGGCCUUGGCUUGCGUGGAAAGAAGCAAGCAAAGUAUGGGCGGGGUCCGGCCACCCUUGUUCUUAGGAGGGUAUGGAGAUAUUUUAUGCCGCCACUACAAUCACCCUUGGUGGCAAGCUCCGUGGCUUGACGGGAGGAAGCCCAUUGAGAUUGUCCCUCUCCUCUAUGCCUCUUCCAAGAAUAUGAUUUGAAGGUCUUGCAAGCAAUGUAUGAAGACGCUUGUGUUGGGUUGCGAAAAUUGACUUGACACGUCCUUUUACCACUGACCACCUCUCCCAGUUUGUUGAGCUUUGGUCCCUUAUCGUGAAUGUUUAACUUCACCAAGACUUCGAGGAUGGCAUCACUUGGAGACUCACUUCAAAUAGCCAACAUUGAACCAAAUCGGUUUAAGAGAAGCAAUUCUUGAAUCCUAUUCAUAGGGCCAGAUGCCCUGAAAGUAAGGUUCUUCACUUGGUGUGUAAACCAAAAUUAUAUUUGAACGACAGAUCGCUUUUUACUACGAGUGGAUGCAAAACAGGGCCAGAUUUAGGUCUGGCUAGCAAAUAGGUCCCCAUGUUGGAGAUGCCCUCGCCACUGUCCAAGUCGGCCAAAGCCAGGCCUUCACCAGUCGCUCCUCCCUCACCAUCUGUUGCUGCCGCUACAGAUUCUUACCGAGUCACCGGCCACCACCGCUCCCUGGCACCGCUUGCCUCCUCAUGCUUCCAAUCCCUUGUCGUCUGAAGUCAGGCCGUCCCUGCCCGGUGGUCGCCUCUUCCCUCUGGUGCUAGCGCUGCUGCUUGCCUGAAAUUCCAGUUCCUUCGCCUCUCGGCGCGUGGGUUGCCAGUGCUAUCAGCCGUGCCAUACCAUUGCACCCCAGCAACGCAUUGAGCACAUUACCCUCCACACUACACAUUCAGAAUUUGAAUAGGAUUUGACAGGCACAACUUUCUGGGAGAAAAGGUCCCUGGAAAUGGUCACUGACACAUACGACGUAGAGCAGCCGAUGGAAAAUCAUGCAGCAAGCAUCAGCCGCAUCACAUCAGAUGUCCUACACGAGAUCCUUCUCAGGCUUCCGAUCAGCUCUCUCCUGAGAUUCCUCAGAACAUGCCACCAAUGGCGCGACGUAAUCCUCGACCCUUGCUUCGUCAUGGGCCACGCUAGUCGUGCACCUGAGCACCUCCUCCUCUUCCUGCCUAGAGUGGAUGCUUCAGCCAGCCACAAGACUCUCACGCCUGGCCGUGUAAAGCUCUUCGACGAGAAAUGGUCCGUGUCAACAUGGGCAGCAUCGUCCAUGGAACAUGACGACCACCUCUUCGCAUCUUGCAAUGGCCUGCUCUGCUUCUACAGGAAGUACACGCUGAAGAUCGUCAACCCCACGACCGGCCAAACCCUGCAUCUCUCGAAACCGGACGGGAAACUGUUCCGUGACCUGUACUACUUGUACAGCUUCGGCUUCCACCCGGCGACAGCGGAGUACAAACUCAUAUACUUCCACCAUGAGCCCCGACAAGGCAGGUCAUCAGGGCAGCCGUUCUGCUUCGACAGCAUCCAGGUGUACACCCUUGGAGAAGACAGGUGGAGGGAGAUCAGAGCACCAAAAGAGAGCUGCCUGGUGAACCUCGGAGUCGUCAACGUUGACGGCGCGAUGUACUGGAUCACAGAAGAGGAAGUGACAUGCUGCGGCGUGGCGGUCAUGAGGUUUGAUCUUAAGGACGAGACCUUCAUGACCUUAAGGCCUCCGCAGCUCAAGGCUUGUGAGGCGACAAACGGGCCCUGUGAGGCUCCCGACCGCUCUUACUACAUAACCGAGGUGGACAAGAAGGUGUGCCUGGUGACUGUCCCGUUUAACUGCAGCGCUCCCCGGUGGCGCCGCUACAAUGCGGAGGUUUCGGGCAGGAUGGAUGUGUGGAUGCUCGAGAGUCCCACUGAAGAUAGGUGGUUUCUGAAGUACAACAUCGAUGUGCCGUCCUCUGCUCCGCGGUUCGUCCCUCAGCCAUGCUUCAUCCGCGGGGAGAAGAUCUUGCUGCACGAUCGCGAGGGUGCUGCGUUCAGCCGAGACCUGCAGGGCGACGGCAUGCAGAUCGAGGAGUGCAGUGAGGUGAAACUGCUGAACUUCAGGCCUCACAGGUAUUACGAGACGCAAUCCUACCUGUACAAGGAGACCCUUGUCCCGUUGGAUGUGUACGCCGGGGCGGCCAUUGUUCGCGCGCCGCACUGGCCUCGCGCCCCACCUGGUUACUGAUCCUGUAGUUUGAAGUUUCUGCCAGCCUUGUAUUCUGAAUUUAUGAUUGCAAUUCUGCAUUUGCCGCCAUGGUCCAAUAUAGGUAGGUAGAAGGAUAUCUUUUGUAUCUUCAGAACAGGGUCAUGCCGAAUUAUGUUGUAAAUAUUGGUGGAAUUUUAAGUAAUUAGUUGUACAUAUUCAAAACUAUUUUUUAUGCUGAUGGUUUUGUUAAUUCA